UGACGUUGCCUGAAAAAUACGUUAUCUAGCAUCACAUUGGUUGGCUGGCAGGCAGUCUGGAAGGAACAGUGAAAUUGGAGCAAGGUAGCAACAUCAUCUUUGAGGAAAAUACGGUUUCACAGGUGUGGCGGAACCAACUCAAACAAGCAGCGACCCAAACAAGCCCAUAAUGUCAGAACCGGACCCGAAAUCUGUUCAAGAUAUGACCGCUGUGGUCCAGACCCUACUUCAGCAAAUGCAGGACAAGUUUCAGACCAUGUCAGACCAGAUAAUUGGCAGGAUCGAUGAAAUGAGCACCCGCAUCGACGACCUGGAGAAGAACAUUGCUGACCUCAUGACCCAGGCGGGGGUGGAGGAGGGCGAAGGUGGGGAAACCAAGCCCACAGAAGGUUCCGCUCAGGGGUCGGAGUAAAGGUGAGAGCCAAAGGAUACUCAGUACUGCAUCGAUGAAGACAUUUUAGAGAAGUUGAGAUUCUUUUUUUUAUUCUUAUUCAAGGAUGCUCAAGGAUUUUUUUUUUUUUCCCUUUCUGUCAUCAUUGUGAUUUAAUUAUGACUUACUGUGUAUAAGGUCUUUUAUACAGUAUCAUGUUAUUCUAACUAUAAAUAUUGUGGGAAAUUGUGGUCAAAUAUAUAAUUUAUGUUUGUUAACCUUAAACGUGUACAGUAAGUCAUCAGACACGAAUACCAGUUACACCUGCCAAAUAGACAUGGCGACCCCAAACAAGAGAUGCAAAGUUCUUUUCCUACGUCACGUUUUCUACGACAUUUUAAGUUUUUGAGACUUUCAGAUGUAUUUGCCCCGUUUUUCUAGGCUCCACCUUCUCAUUCGUUCAGUCGCUCAUCACAGAUGCAGGUUGUAUGUGAGGUAACGCGUCACAAUCAUCAGAAUUCAUCUUAAGAAACGAGGACUGAGUUUCGCUGAAAUAUUGUAUAUAAGUACUGUGGCCAUUGUAAUCAAGGAGAAAAAUAUUUUUUAAAAUGGUGACAACAGUUGUGGUACCAAUUUAUUUAUUUUACUCUGCAAACACAAAAAAGAUGACCGGUCUUAUUUUGAAUUAAUUAAUUUAACCCAGUAAGCUAACAUAAAUAACACCACACAGUACAUACUACUUGUAGUCACUGGUUUAAAAUGGGCGCCCUUAACAGUGGUCAUAGUACAGCACGUUUGGGGAAACCCAGUCCAGCUUUUAUCAUAGUUCAGACUCAAUCUGAACUCAUCCCUGUUCGUUUGCACUGAUGAGCACAGGUUGGGGUUUAAAGGGGGUGUUCAGAGGGUAUAGUACAAAAUGAGAUGAGGGGUAUGUUGAUCCUAAUGCAUGGGGUGUGUGUGCUCAGAUUUGCCAAGCAGAGGCAACAGUUUGUGGCAACUGCCUUGUUGCUUGCCAUAUUACAGUUUAAAGAACUCUACUGAUAAUUUGUACCCCAAAACAUUCAAAUGUAAAGAUCAAAGAAAGAAAAAAGGAACAUUUUCCACUAUUUGGGAAAAUUAAGCACACUUUGGGCUUUAGGCUCAGUAUACCAUUAGUCUUCCUUUGUAGUAUACCCCAGGUGGGGUGGGAAAGGUUGGGGUAUAGGGGGUUAAACUGCAAAUAAAUUUGGUGCUACGCCCUUACACACAGGGCUCUUGGGGCGCAUAAAAAAGUAUAAAAAGUGCACUGCAACCUUUAAUGCUGGGGUGCGCUGCUGCUGAAGAGUCACUAUGAUCGAGUGUGCACCAAUGUUGCACUGAACUGCAGUGAAGAUUACAUGUUUAUUUAUUUUAAUUUGAUUAUAUUUGAUUUAUUAGAGAUGCUGUUUGUUACUGUGUAUUUUUUUUUGUUUUUGUUUUUUGGGGUGGGGGGGGGGGGGGGUGAUUCUUUAUCAUUAAUAAGAUACCGACAUAUAUGCUUCUUGACUUGUAACACAUUUGUCUUGAACUCAAUUGGACACAGUAAAUAUAAGUUUUUGCUCAAAACUGUGUUGUGUGGUGGUGUACCAUUGCUAAAAAAAAAAUAAACGAUUUGCUAUUUCA
Messenger RNA from Alosa sapidissima (American shad), 2011 nucleotides. Its product is annotated as heat shock factor-binding protein 1-like. The record is from RefSeq and is a predicted model, not a curated record. The transcript is spliced from 4 exons. NCBI's taxonomy places the organism in Eukaryota, Metazoa, Chordata, Actinopteri, Clupeiformes, Clupeidae. Gene Ontology annotation, biological process: cellular heat acclimation. Bases 170 to 412 code for a protein of 80 amino acids. Gene Ontology annotation, cellular component: nucleus; cytosol. Gene Ontology annotation, molecular function: transcription corepressor activity.